This is a messenger RNA of Aspergillus puulaauensis, 399 nucleotides long. Its product is annotated as mitochondrial 54S ribosomal protein mL41. Gene Ontology annotation, biological process: translation. NCBI's taxonomy places the organism in Eukaryota, Fungi, Ascomycota, Eurotiomycetes, Eurotiales, Aspergillaceae. Bases 1 to 399 code for a protein of 132 amino acids. Gene Ontology annotation, cellular component: mitochondrial large ribosomal subunit. The record is from RefSeq and is a predicted model, not a curated record. Gene Ontology annotation, molecular function: structural constituent of ribosome. The transcript is spliced from 2 exons.
AUGGUUCGACCUUCACAGCCGAUGAUGGCGCGCUUGCGCUUGACUACGAAACAGGUCAAUGGUGGCUUUUACAAGGGAAACCGGACCGGGUCGAUGGGUUACUUUGCGAAGAACGGAUCGUACGUGAUUGACUGGAAGAAAGUCCGCACGUAUGCUGUUCCGGAGAAUUUGAAGGACUUCAAACUUACGCCGUUCGUAACAAAAGUUAUGGCCCCCACGAAGAGCAAAUACACUCACGAUAUCGAGAGGAACAACAAGACUUUCACCGCGGAAAGGGCACUUGGCGGCAAGGACUACCUUGAUAUCUGGGCAUCGGACAAUGGUGAGGAGGUUCUGAAGCAGGAAGAGCUAGACCAGGAGGCUGCGACGCGCCAGGCCUCCAAGAACCAUCGCAAAUAG